This is a messenger RNA of Asparagus officinalis (garden asparagus), 1242 nucleotides long. RefSeq lists its product as uncharacterized. The record is from RefSeq and is a predicted model, not a curated record. The transcript is spliced from 3 exons. Bases 1 to 1203 code for a protein of 400 amino acids. NCBI's taxonomy places the organism in Eukaryota, Viridiplantae, Streptophyta, Magnoliopsida, Asparagales, Asparagaceae. Gene Ontology annotation, molecular function: protein dimerization activity.
AUGCGUCGCAUUUGUGACAAAAGGGACAUUGUGAGACCUGGAGUUACUCGUUUCGCCACUACAUUUUUGACUCUGCGGAGUCUUCUUGAGAAGAAAGAGAAGUUGAGAUUUAUGUUUUCCGAUGAAGCAUGGGUGAGAUGCAAGCUUGCAAAGACUGCUAAAGGCGCUAAGGUGGAGGCGAUUGCUAUGAGUGAUAGUUGGUGGACAGCGGUGGCCAAGAUCUUGAAGGUGUAUGCUCCUAUUUUUCGAUUAUUGAGGGUAGUCGAUAGUGACUACAAACCCUCAAUGGGAUUUGUGGUGGGGAUGCUUGAAGAUAUGAAGAAGGAGAUCAUUCAAGUUAAGAAUAAGGAGAAGGAUUUCAAGCCCGUGAUUGAUAUUAUAGAUGGGAAGUCCAAGGAUCGGCUCUUUUCUCCCUUGCAUAUGGCUUCUUACUACCUCAACCCUUACUAUUUCUAUAGGGAUGAUGUAGUGAAGAAUUACAAAAGGGCGAAAGAUGGAUUUCUAGAUGUGGUGGAGUUGUUCUAUCCUGAUGUAGAGCAACAAGUUGAAAUUCAUACUCAAGAGUUGGAGAGAUACAGAGAAGGAAAGGGUUCAUUUGCUAGGAUUGGAGCGGUGAAGGCUAGAGAGAAAUCAGACUUGAACCCAGCUAAUUGGUGGUAUUUGCAUGGUGGUGAUUGUCCCUUCAUGCAAAAUAUGGCUAUGAAACUUCUCAACUUGACAAGCAGCUCUUCUGGUUGUGAAAGGAAUUGGAGCACAUUUGAGGGGAUUCAUACGAAGAAGAGGAAUAGAUUGGAAUCGAAGAGGUUAGAGGAACUGGUCUAUGUGAAGUUUAACUCAAAGCUCAACCAGAAGAAGAGGAGAGGAGAAAACAAGAACCUACUACUAUCUACUGAUCGUAGUAAGGCACGAGCAUGGAUCCUAGAAGGAGCAGGCUCCGAUGAUGAGGAAGAAGUUCAUCCUGGCUCAGGUCUUACUUGGAGGAUGGUAGAGGGUAUAUCGGGAGCGGCUGAGGCUGCGGAGAAUAGGAGGAGUUCUAGGCUAGCAGGACCUUCAAGUGCUUCUACUUCAGUGAUAGAUGAUGAAGAAGAGCCUCUUGUCUCGGAUGAUGAUGUUUCAGACGAAGAGGAGGAUUGUGUGGAGAUGGAUUCUGGAGAGGAUAGCGAUGAUGGAGUAGAGGAGGAACUUCAUGAUGAUGAUGUUUGAUGAUGACACUAGAUUAGAUGCAUAUUGCUAAUUCAUUAU